AUGUCAGCUGAUACUUCGAUUGUCUGGAUUUUAGUGUUGACGAUUAAUAUUAUUCCUUAUGUGCACAAUUUUGGUCACAAUUAUGUUGUCAAGAAAGAUUUCUUUACAGGAGGUAUAUCACGUGAAUUUUCAGUCUAUGAUAUAACUGAAAAGCACCUAAAAUAUCGUAUCGAAUCUCGAUUUUCUUUCCGACAUAAUAAUGAAAUAGUGGUUUAUCCAUCGAAACAAGUUGUCGGUAAAUUAACUGGUCGAUGGUCAAUGUGGAAAUAUGCUGCUUACAUUUCGCUUCUUGAUCUUUCAUCGAAUCAAUGGAUCAGUGGAAAUAUUACAGAAACAUCCACUUUGCGAAUGACAGAAUUCACUAUACAUUGGAACGGUACAUAUAUAAUAUUGAAAAGUGAUUUGGAUAUUCUUCCUAGCACAUUUUAUGAAAAAGGUCGAGGCAACCUCUUAGCUCAAUUCAAACAACGACCUGCAUCAAGGUUGUGGGUGGCAAAAUACGAUAUUGGCAUAUUCUCGAUUAAGUUUCCAGAAGCAUUGUACCUUCUCGCAUUAGCUGUUCAAGAGCUCAAAUCGAUAUCACGAAGGGGCAAAAAAUAA
Molecule: messenger RNA, 600 nt
Organism: Rotaria sp. Silwood2
Lineage: Eukaryota; Metazoa; Rotifera; Eurotatoria; Philodinida; Philodinidae
Source: the annotation of a GenBank genome assembly